CUGCAAACCUGCGCGAAUUGGAACAAGAGUGUUUUAUUGGCAGGAAGUAGAAGUACAAAUAACGACCGGGCAGCUGGUCGUGGUGGAAGAUCAUCUAGUACCGCAGGUGGACAUACUGUCGGUCAGCUUGAUGCUAGAAGUACAACAACACCUGCAAGUACAAAGAUAAAUCCGGUGGCGGGAAGAACAAUGGACGACGUUUCGCAGGGUUAUCCGCGCCACAGUGGGCGGACACGAAUCGACGAAAAUCUUCGCACGGCGUCCUCUCCUUCGUCGCAUCGAAGAGCGACGCCGGACCAACACACGUCUACUGCAGCGGGAGGAAUGGGUUUUGCUAGCGGAAAUAAGCGACAGGAACAAGAAUCGCUUCCUCACCCGGACCUGCUUCCGGACUGCAUGCAGCUGUACCAUUUUUAUCUGUUCCUAUCAAAUGCAAAAAUGUCUGCGUCUGGAAGAUUGCUAGGCUUGUCAUGCAGGUUUUCCAUGGCCCACACGGUCUGGCAUGCGCUGCCUAGCAUGACAGGUUCUGUGAGAUCUCUAUCAUGCCUUUCGUGCAUGAGAAACUGCCUCUAAACUUGUUCAAAAGUGGACCUCUUUUGGUGAUCAUGCAAGACAAAUUUUUCCACGAUCCAGAUGCAGCAUGACAAGUUACACUCUUCCAGACCCAGACAUAUUUGCAAUGCAUAGUUCCUGUGUUUCGCCGAUAUGGGCCAUGUGAUGACGGAGAACGUUUUCCGGAAUUUCCAGAUGGGCCGGCAUGCGUUGCAAUACUUUCUCG
Amoebophrya sp. A120 is the source of this 778-nucleotide messenger RNA. The record is from the annotation of a GenBank genome assembly. Lineage: Eukaryota; Dinophyceae; Syndiniales; Amoebophryaceae.